Messenger RNA from Aureobasidium musti, 507 nucleotides. The record is from the annotation of a GenBank genome assembly. NCBI's taxonomy places the organism in Eukaryota, Fungi, Ascomycota, Dothideomycetes, Dothideales, Saccotheciaceae.
AUGUCGCACGAAGCGCUACCUAUCGACCGGGCCAGGUUCGCUGAAGCUCUCGAAUCGCUGCCUCUUGAUGCACUGCACUCCAAGGUUGCCGAACUGCGCAACAACAUGAACCAUUUGAGAUAUUCCAACGAGCAAAUGGUGCCCUUUGCCGACGAGGGUGAUCAAGGUAUGUCNACUUUUAGUUCUGGAAGAUCAAAACUGAUAUUACGUUUUGAAGAUUGCAAAGACGCCAUGUACGAAAACCUCGUUGUCAUCAGCCGCAUGAACGAACGCAUCGAACUGCUACGUGCCGAGGUCGAGAAGAGAGGCAUGAGAUGGUCAGAAGGCGAAGUUGAAGAUCGCCAGGUCAGCGAGAGAAUGGUCAACGGCGACUCUGCACCCGUAACUACAUCACAAUCACAACCUCAAAGCGGACGCUUGACAGACGAACAACUGAGAGCACAACUCGAGGCAAGAUUGAACCAGGACACACAAGACGACCAGGAAGAAGAAGGCCUUCAUCUCUGA